Molecule: messenger RNA, 681 nt
Organism: Cydia strobilella
Lineage: Eukaryota; Metazoa; Arthropoda; Insecta; Lepidoptera; Tortricidae
Exons: 1
Coding region: 1-648 (215 amino acids)
Source: RefSeq, a predicted model, not a curated record
AUGAUGGUCGUGAACUGUAACAACGUAGUAAAACCAAAAGCGAUUGGAAAUUGUGAAGUUGUAUCAUCAUAUAUAUACUUGGGGUCAUUGGUCCCAGACAGCGGAGGCUCCGUAGAUGAAAUCAAGCGACGCAUAGCCAUCACUAGGUCUGCAAUGGAGAAACUAUCUGAGAUCUGGAGAGAUCGUAACAUCACAAAGGCAACGAAGACUCGCCUCGUAAGAUCUCUCGUUUUCCCAGUGUUGCUUUACGGUGCCGAAACGUGGACAGUAAGAGAGAGUGAACGGAAACGCAUUGAUGAUUUGGAAAUGUGGUGCUGGAGAAGGAUGCUGCGGAUAUCGUGGACUCAGCGUCGCACUAAUAUAUCCAUUCUCCAGGAAUUCAAGGUUACACAGCGACUUUCGGCAAUCGUUCACUCCCGUAUCCUUAGAUACUUCGGUCACAUUACGCGCAAGGAAGACGACGCCAUGGAGAGGCUUGUUGUCCAGGGCAGAGUGGAUGGCACAAGACCCAGAUUGCGGCCCUCAAUGCGAUGGACCGACCAAGUCAAAGCGCUCACCGGGUCACCUUUAAAUCUGUGCGGGCGGAAUGCAGUGAAUAGAGAAGCAUGGCGGGAAACUGCGAAAAACGCCGUACAACGACCUCAAUGACCACGACUGCUCUGACAAGAGUUUGCGACUGAG